Molecule: messenger RNA, 1336 nt
Organism: Acaromyces ingoldii
Lineage: Eukaryota; Fungi; Basidiomycota; Exobasidiomycetes; Exobasidiales; Cryptobasidiaceae
Exons: 3
Coding region: 53-1246 (397 amino acids)
Biological process (GO): retrograde vesicle-mediated transport, Golgi to endoplasmic reticulum
Source: RefSeq, a predicted model, not a curated record
CUCUCGUUCUCGUUUCUUGGGCGGCUCCUUCUCGAGCACAAGCCAAUCGAGGAUGGCAGAGGCAAGCAGCUCGUCGGAUGCGGCCAGCGAGGCAGCCAAGGCUCGGCGAGAAGCGCGGAAAGCGAGAAUUUUGGGUUCGGGCACAGACCGGCUUGCGAGGAUCACAAAGACGGGCCGAGGAGGCGAGGCCGAGGUUCUCUACGCCGACAAGCCCAAACCACUUGGAGGCCAGGCGGCGAUCAGAGACCCGCUCGAUGAGGCCCCAGGAAGGGACGAUGAUCCGCUCAUUGAACGAGCUACAGCAAGGACAGACACAGAUGACCCGGACGACAUUGACAUCUCGAAGCCAAGCGCUUCGAUGAUGGCGGCGCAGCAGCAACAGCAAAUGCCCUCUUUCUUCGGAGGCAGUGGCGAGGGGAUGCCCCAAGAUCUGCAAGGGAUGAUCCAGGCUAUGCAACAGGCCAUGGGUGCUGGCGGCCAACCUGGGCCCGGAGCGCCAGGCGCCGGUCCGGACAUGAAUUUCCCCUUCCCUCCUGGGAUGGGCAUGGGUACGCCUCCCUCUCAGCAGCCGGCCGAUCAAGCGUCUGGACCGCACUUUGUCGACCGGCUCUUCAACCUGCUCCGUGUUUUCGUGUUCAUCGGCUUUGGCUUUGCCCUCGUCUACAAUGCCAUCAAGACCGGCCCCGCGCUCGCCGAGCACGUCGUUCCCGAAGACGAGGCGGGCAUCGUGGAGAAGUUUGCGCACAUGAGCACCCUGCAUCGAUGGGCAAGACUGGGGUACGAGAGGCCGGCGCACUGGGAAGCCAGGUACUUUGACCCAGAGAGCUUCGGGCUGCCCAUCCAUGGAAUUCCCGUCUUUUGGCUCUUCAUCACGCUCGAGCUCGCCCUCCAGAGCUCCCGCAUCAUGCUGCAGAGGUCUCGACCGCAACCCCCAGGCUUGCUGUUGAAGAUCAGCAACUACCUGCCCCACCCUCAGCUGCGCCUCCUUCUCCGGACACUGGCUUCCUAUUUACCCCUCGUCGACAGCUUCGUCAACGAUUUGGCCAUAGUCGUGUUUGUCAUUGGCUGCACCAUUCUCUUUGCCGGCUGGCGCGUGGGCACCCUGCCCCUCUCGGGCGGCACUGAGCUCCCUGCUGGCCUCAGCAUCGAGUCGCUCGCGAGGCAGGGCGUCGAUGCGGGCGCUGCACUGGGCCAGAACAUCGCCGAAGGGGCUGCGGCUGGCUUGUCCUUCGAAGCGGCAAUGUAGACAGCAACUCUAGCGAGUAAAGCCUCUAGAGGGGGUUUUCAAAUCUAUCUCAAUAGUCUGCAUCUAUCCUUUGAACAAGUAUUUGCUGCA